Messenger RNA from Salvia splendens (bonfire salvia), 802 nucleotides. Its product is annotated as mitochondrial import inner membrane translocase subunit TIM14-2-like. Lineage: Eukaryota; Viridiplantae; Streptophyta; Magnoliopsida; Lamiales; Lamiaceae. The transcript is spliced from 4 exons. The record is from RefSeq and is a predicted model, not a curated record. Gene Ontology annotation, molecular function: ATPase activator activity. The coding region runs from base 188 to 517 and encodes 109 amino acids. Gene Ontology annotation, biological process: protein import into mitochondrial matrix. Gene Ontology annotation, cellular component: PAM complex, Tim23 associated import motor.
GACACCUAAGUCCGAAUCUGUCUUCUUCAUCAAGAAAGCACCCAGCAUAAAACUCAGUUUCUGUCUCGGAGUUGGAAAAUCAACAUAGAAACCAAGGAUCUGUAUUGAAUUCUCUCGCAUUCAUCUCAAUAUUUGAUCGAGUUGGCCGGGAUUGUUUCGUUGCGGGUAUUUUCGCAUUGUUUAUAUUAUGGCAUCCGUGGCAGUAGCAGGGGCUGCAGUUGGAGCUAGUGCUCUAGGUGCUAGAUACUUGCUAAGGGCAUGGCAAGCAUUCAACUCCAACCCGCGGGCCCGUAAAUUUUACUAUGGGGGGUUUCAACAAGCCAUGAAUAGGCGAGAGGCCGCAUUGAUUCUUGGAGUUAGGGAGCACGUCACCUUAGAGAAAAUCAAAGAGGCUCACAGAAGAGUGAUGGUAGCAAACCACCCUGAUGCUGGGGGCAGCCAUUACCUUGCUUCAAAGAUCAAUGAAGCUAAAGACAUCUUGUUGAAGAAAUCAAAGGCGUCUGAUUCUGCAUUCUGAUGGAAUCUGCAAUAACAUGGAGAAAUGCUCUGUGACACCAUUUUUUCUGGUGCUGAAUGAUAAUUGGCAUUGAUUUUGUGUUGGUUUCUACUACUUCGGCAGCUAUCAGUUUGUGAUUUGGAGAUUUUGCGGAGUAGUAGAUGUUAAUGGGAAAUUUUAUUUUUUUUGUUUGUAUUGAUAGAAUGUGUAGGAGUUAUUUGUACAGCUUAGAAAGUUGUAUUUUCUCUUUGCUGUUUGCUCUAUAUUUCUGUGAUCACUCAUUGAAAAGUGAUCAUCAUGUUGAAA